This is a messenger RNA of Wyeomyia smithii (pitcher-plant mosquito), 1888 nucleotides long. It is a transcript of the gene Gbeta5, whose product is annotated as guanine nucleotide-binding protein subunit beta-5. The coding region runs from base 146 to 1204 and encodes 352 amino acids. Gene Ontology annotation, biological process: G protein-coupled dopamine receptor signaling pathway; G protein-coupled receptor signaling pathway. Lineage: Eukaryota; Metazoa; Arthropoda; Insecta; Diptera; Culicidae. The transcript is spliced from 5 exons. Gene Ontology annotation, molecular function: signaling receptor complex adaptor activity; protein binding. The record is from RefSeq and is a predicted model, not a curated record. Gene Ontology annotation, cellular component: cytoplasm; heterotrimeric G-protein complex.
UUACGAAAGUCGUGUGCAGCGUAAUGUCAAAAUAUUAAAAGUUUUCUUCCGAUCGAAUUUUUGGGUUUGUCCAUCGACUUAUUGUGAAAUAAAAAUCUUUAAUCGCAAUCGUCAUCAUAUAACUGCAAAAAUAACCGUGAAAAAUAUGACUGAAGUUCUUACGAAUAAUACUACCGAUAAGGUAGCAACUUUAGUGAAGGAAGCAGAAGCACUUAAGGCAAAAUUAGAAGAGGAAAGGCAAAAGCUGAAUGAUGUUACAUUGUCAUCUGUAGCGGAGCGUCUGGAAAUGAUUACGUAUUUGAAUAUCAAACCACGUCGCGUGUUGAAGGGACAUCAGGCCAAAGUUCUCUGCUCGGACUGGUCUCCCGACAAGCGACACAUCGUAUCGUCAUCGCAAGAUGGAAAACUUAUCAUUUGGGAUGCAUUUACCAACUAUAAGGAGCAUGCCGUUACAAUGCCAACUACAUGGGUUAUGGGGUGCUCGUAUGCCCCAUCCGGUAAUCUAGUUGCAUGCGGUGGACUGGACAACAAAGUGACAGUAUAUCCCAUCACGAUGGAAGAGGAUAUCUCGUCACGUAAAAAAACAGUCGGUACUCAUACCAGCUAUAUGUCAUGCUGUAUUUUUCCUAACUCCGAUCAGCAAAUUUUAACCGGAAGCGGGGACUCGACAUGUGCACUGUGGGAUGUCGAGUCCGGCCAGUUAUUACAGAGUUUCCACGGCCAUACCGGAGACGUAAUGUCGAUAGAUUUGGCUCCUAACGAAACGGGAAACACUUUCGUGUCCGGUAGCUGUGAUAAGAUGGCUUUUAUUUGGGAUAUGCGUUCGGGGCAUGUGGUUCAGUCUUUCGAAGGCCAUCAAUCUGAUGUGAACAGCGUGAAAUUUCAUCCUAGCGGUGACGCUAUCAGUACCGGUUCGGAUGAUAGCACUUGUCGUUUGUUUGACAUGCGUGCCGACAAAGAAGUAGCCGUUUUCAGCAAAGACAGUAUAAUUUUUGGCGUAAAUUCAGUUGACUUUUCCGUAAGUGGACGACUGUUGUUUGCUGGUUAUAAUGAUUACACCGUUAACGUUUGGGAUACGUUAAAAGCUCAACGUGUGUGUCUACUAUAUGGACACGAAAACAAGGUAUCCUGUUUACAGGUAUCUCCUGAUGGUACCGCUCUGUCCACUGGCAGUUGGGAUUUCACUUUAAGAAUCUGGGCUUAAAUCAUUUCAUGCAGACUUGCGCUGCAAGUCGUAAUUGCGUGACCAAAGUUAUAGAAUAUUGCUUCGAUAGGAUUCACAAUGUAAUCAUACUAGUCGCGAAUUCGAUAUUGAAUGUCUCUCUUGUAACAGAUCGCAUUAGAGUUAGCUGCAAUCAUUUAUAGAUUAUAAGCAAUUUUAUAUAUUGUCAGACUAUAGGAGAAAAUGCUUUUAUUUUAAAACAUCAUGUGUUGUUAAGUUUAUUCCACGUGUAAACUACCGAGGAAACCAUAAUUGCCCCAUAUUAUAAGGAAAAUGUGUGAACGGUAAUCGAAGAUGGACAUCAUAUAAUUUCCCUCCUAUGGUUUAUUCUACUUGGAAAAACUGUCGAAAUAUCUUUCUCGACUGAAUUUUUGAACUUUGUUUUGAAAAAACAUUUAAAAAUUAUAACGUUAAACAUCAAAAUCUUAGAAAUCACAAAAGAAAUUUGGGACAGUUAUGCGUUUACUGGGACAGUAAAUACCUAAGGCGUGAAAGGUAUGGAUAUAAAUAAUCUCUUGCAUAAUAUCUCAUUGUUCGUUAUCAGUUAUUAGUAUUCCUUUGUGCCAUAUUUAUUCUAGAAUUAUGAAAAUAUUGACAGUUAAUCAAAUAUUCAGUUAUAUUGAACAGAUGAAUAAAUAUAUGGAUGUAAUCGUUGCCGUAGACAAA